UGGUCCAGCUGUCAUCAAGAAGAGAGAGGAGACCAUUAACACCGGCUGCCUAGGAAAUACUGAAAAAGGAAAAACGCAAAAAUAUGGCAACACCAAAACGAUAAGGUCAUGUCGCCGAAUUGAAGGAUAAAGAAGACGGUGAAAGCCAAAAGUCAACUGAAGAUUUACUGGUUGUCCUAAAUGGGUGACUACGGGUUUGGAGUUCUGGUGAAGAACAGCAGUGGUAACAAAUCUGCUUUCCCUGUAAGGAUCCCUCCUCACCUCCAAACCCAGCACCCUCACCACCCCUCAAACCCCCCCAGCCCCCCCUCCUUCGUAAACAACACCUGCUCCACCAAUGGGGGCAGUGCUUGGCUGUUCCCUGCCGUAGCCCAACACAGUAACAUGCAAGAUGAGAUUCUGGAAUCGGACAAGUCCAAGGCCUUGGACCUCCAGGACAUGCAGGAGAAGUCUCAGGUUCAGGCCCAGCCUCAGGCCCUGUCUCCGGGUCAGCAGGAAGCUGGUGGAGGCCUAGGAGAGCUUGAGGGGGCACUUCCUGAAGACGUUUCCCUGGAGAAGGGUUCUCUGGAGAGUAGUGGUGGGAAGGAGAAAAUGAGGAUGGAGUCUCCGGUGCUGAGUGGGUUUGACUACCAGGACAGCCUGGGAAUGGGUACGAGCAUUGCACAGUCCACCUCCUCUUCAUCUUCACUGACCAGCUUUAACAACUGGUCCCCUGCCGUCCCAUCCACCCAGUCUCCAGUGGUCGGCGAGGACAUCGGAGGGUUCUUCGGCCCAGCUGGCUCUAAUGCCAACGGACCUCCCCUGCUGUUCCAGAACUUCUCUCACCAUGCUGGCCCUGGUUUUGGGGCAGGGGGCAGUUUCUCCCCGCAGAUUGGACCAGUCUCUCAGCACCAUGCUCCAACACCCCACCCCCAGCACUACCACCCCCAUGGUCAGGGGGUGCCACAGCAGCACCGGCGCUCUCCAGCUAGCCCUCAUCCACCUCAGCCUUCCUUCCCUCCACAUCCCCAUCGUAGUGGACCGUUCACCCAGCUUCCCCAUCUGACUCCUGCCCAGAACAAACCACCCUCUCCUUGGGGAAGCUACCAGAGUCCCUCCACUCCCACAUCCACCUCCUGGAGCCCUGGUGGGUACAGUGGCUGGGGAGGCCCACAGGGAGUUCGAGAAUACCGGCGGGGGGUUGGUGGAGGCAUGACGGGCCUUAACUCCAUUUCACCACUGAAGAAAUCCUUCCCCAACAACCAGGUUCCCUCCCAGAAGUUCCCCAGAAAUAGCUCUGGCUUCAAUCACAAGGGCUGGAUGGAGGACAGCAUGAGCCGCAGUGAAGGCAUCUACCCUUUCCAGCAGGAGAGAACACGGUCCUUUGAUGGUUUCAGUAUGCAUUCUCUGGAGAACUCACUGAUUGACAUUAUGAGGGCUGAGCAGGAUUCCCUGAAAGGACGUUACAGCUUUUCUCACCAGGGUGGAGAUGGACCUCUACCUAUGAAUGCGAGAAGUUAUGGCAGAAGACGAGGUAAUUCCUCUCUGUUCCCCAUGGAGGAUGAGCGCUCCUUUGGAGAGGAUGAGUCAGGUGACCAGGGGCUUCCUGGACUUGGCUCCACCCACUGUUUCCCCCACCUCAAUGGGGAACGUGUGGAACGUUAUUCUCGCAAGGUGUUUGUUGGAGGGCUCCCCCCAGACAUAGAUGAAGAUGAAAUCACUGCCAGUUUCCGUCGAUUUGGUCAUUUGUUUGUAGACUGGCCUCAUAAGGCAGAGAGCAAGUCCUAUUUUCCACCAAAAGGAUACGCAUUUUUGCUGUUCCAAGACGAAAGCUCCGUUCAGGCUCUGAUCGAUGCCUGUAUUCAAGAGGAUGGAAAGCUUUACUUGUGCGUCUCCAGCCCCACCAUCAAAGACAAGCCUGUCCAGAUUCGACCCUGGAACCUAAAUGACAGUGACUUUGUAAUGGACGGCUCUCAGCCACUGGAUCCUAGAAAGACCAUCUUUGUAGGAGGUGUCCCUCGACCUUUACGUGCAGUGGAGCUUGCUAUGAUUAUGGACCGUCUCUAUGGGGGAGUAUGCUACGCUGGGAUCGACACAGACCCUGAACUUAAGUAUCCAAAAGGGGCGGGGCGAGUGGCCUUCUCCAAUCAGCAAAGCUACAUUGCAGCCAUUAGUGCCCGAUUUGUUCAACUGCAGCAUGGGGAGAUUGAUAAACGGGUGGAAGUGAAGCCAUAUGUCCUGGAUGAUCAGCUGUGUGAUGAGUGCCAGGGAACCCGCUGUGGGGGGAAGUUUGCUCCUUUCUUCUGCGCCAACGUGACCUGUCUGCAGUACUACUGCGAGUACUGCUGGGCAGCCAUCCACUCCCGAGCUGGCCGCGAGUUCCACAAGCCGCUGGUGAAAGAGGGAGGCGACCGACCUCGACACAUCUCCUUCCGCUGGAACUGAGGCGAGCCCAGGGCAAGGGAGGGAGAUGAUGCAGGUUCAGGGGAGGGGCUGAGAAAGGGGUUGUUAUGGAAGGGGUACGGGCUAUGGUAUGAAAAAUAAAUGCACUUUUCUUUUAAGUUAAAAAAAAAAACAACAUAAUUUAUUUUUUAUUUUAUUUUUUUUUAAUUGGCCCUCUAAAAGAAGUAAAUGCUAAGAAGAAAAGAGUGAAAAUCCCAUUUACGUUUUUUGACUUUAAGUGUGCAUGAACAUAUGGGUGCAUUAGAUUUGGAUUUAGACGUUUUCUGACUUGACUGUACUUUCUUUUCACGUUAGCUGGUGAAGCUGCUUACAUUUGUUUUCAAGAGUAACAUAAAAUUUAAGUGAGGUUCAUCAUACCUUAAUCAGUAUACUAACAAUGGAAGUUGAGUUUAAGAGGGGUGCAUUUUCUUGAUUUUUGCUUGCAGGAUUAGAGAACAACUGUACCAUUUACCAAAAGUUGAGUGCAAAUAGUUGGGUUGUACAGAGAAAUGAGUUUUUAAAGCAGCUCAUUGUAUAGCAUCUGGCCACGUCCUGAAAAAAGAAAACAACAAUGACAAAAUCUCUUAAAGAUUGCUAGCAUGAGGUUUUAGGUCUUGGUUGAAAAGUUGACACUUUGUAACCAGAUAGGGCAAACCAAAGAUUGGCCUAAAACACAUCAUCAGAAGCAGACAUCAACCUGAGGGUUUUCAGGAUAAUGUUGUGUCCUCUUGUCGUGCGACGGGAGGAGAGGCUGGGAGUUGUUUGGCGUUUUGAUUUCUGGGUUUCAGCUAAUAAAGACACGGCCCUCAGGGCUCAGGUAUUGGCAGUAGUAUUUGCUCACUUUAUAUUGUCAGGGAUAUUAGCACUGGAAGCUAACAUGCUAAUGUAGUACAAACUAAUGGGAAUGCACAGUCCAGUCUCCCUGAGCUGUCCUCAUGGUGUACCACUGCACGCUCUACUAUGACUGGAGCUUCUAUCACAAGUGUUGUGGUUGGAGAUGGUAGUAGCUAGAAUUUGCUGUCACAGAGAUAAAGAUAUUAUUUUAUACAUGGCCUGCUGAUUUUUGUACAGUGUUUUAUAGCUGAUUAUUUUGUCAUGAACAUAUAUACAUUUAUUAUGCACUACUUUUCUAAAUAUUUUUUUCAAUAGUCAUUUUAGGCACAUUUUUCACAGAUGGGAGAACUCCUUUUGCAAUACCUCAUUUUUUUCACUUGGUGAAAAAUAAUUUUGUACCUUUGUUACUAAGAGAUCUGCAUUUAUGGUAAACUUAAUUUAAAAAGAAAAUGAUGAAUGAUAUUAAUAUAAUUUUCAAUUAGCUUUUAUAUAUUUAAGUGCUGGUAAAUCUGAAAAUUGUCUGGUGCAUUGGUGUGAUUCUGUAGAUAAAAAAAAAAAAAAUAAGGCUAUUAUUAACUAGUCAUAUGGAUUCUCCUCUGUCCUCAUAAACAUUAUUACAGGAUCCUAAGGCAUGACAAGACCUUUCUUAACUGAUUUUGAUAGUCUUGAAACUAUAGUCUGAUAUUUCACCCCUAGGUUCAGUCAGUAAGAGUAUCAUUAGGGUAAAUGUUUUGGCUUUGUUCAAUGUGAUAUCUUCCCUUCUCUCACUGGAGUGGAUGUUGAACAUAUAGAUCCUCUUUCUGGAACUGCCUGUAAGUUCUACGUAUUCUUGGCAUGCAUAAUGUAAUACAGAAAUAAAAUGGCUAGUGUUAAUGCAGGACCUAAUGUAAUGCACUAGAUCUCCUUUUGACUUCCUUUUCCUUAUCUCUUUGAGAUCACCUCUCUCGUAGCCUCUCUUUACAUGAUGGAGUCUGCCUUCCUUACACAGACGUGAUGUUUAUGCAAUCAACACAGUGACAACACUUUGGAUGUGUUUUUUUGUAAUGUAGAGGACACUCAGUAGGACAUAGGUGAGGAGAGUUGAUCACUUGACCCCCCUUUGUGAUGUGGCAUGCUUUGGGACAUAACCUGAAUGUGAUUUAAUGUUGCAAGUUAACUUUGAGCCAUUAUGUGCAAUACUUAUUCUUUCCAGAAACAAGUCUCUGCAGUGUAAGUCAUUUAAUCCAUAUAGACCAUGCAGUCAUUUAACACAUUUGUUUCCUAUUGUUCAUGCUGAUGUCUGCAAGAAAAAAAAAAAAAGAACUAAUUUAUACCUGAAUUUAUUUUUAAACAUUAGUUUUGUGCUUAUUUACUUAUUUUGCUACAACCAUGCUACUGUGAUUGAAAACAUUGUAUAUACUAGGUCGAUAAUGUAUUUAGUAUUUGCUAUAUUUUCUUUUGAAAUGUUUAACUAUGAUUUUGAUCAGAUUUUUUGUUAUAUUUUUGGGGUGAUGUGUUAAACUCGUGUGUCUAGUUUUUCUAAUUGCUGUAUUGUGCUCCACAUUUUCAGAUGAAAAGAAUAUUAUGUCUGUUAGUAUUACUUGAUUGCAAAAUUUCAAUAGUUUUUAAUUGUAUGCUGGGAAGGUUAUAUUUAUUAACUUUUUUUUACCUGAUAUUUUGAUUUUUAUUCAGCCAUUUGACAUUUAUAUGUAAGUUCCAAUUUUUAUAUUUUCUUCCUGAUUAAUUUACGCUACAAUACAGACAUCAGUUUUUAUAGUUGGUUUGUAGUAUUGAAGUAAAACAAAGAUCUAAUGUCAUAUAUUCAUUUGCUGCCAACUAUUUGUAACUGUAUGCAUACAUUUGAAGUAUUUGUAAUGUGAGAUGUUGAAUGAAUAAAACAGCUGUGAGGAAGAA
Messenger RNA from Solea senegalensis (Senegalese sole), 5148 nucleotides. Its product is annotated as cytoplasmic polyadenylation element-binding protein 4-like. Gene Ontology annotation, biological process: negative regulation of cytoplasmic translation. Gene Ontology annotation, molecular function: translation factor activity, RNA binding; mRNA regulatory element binding translation repressor activity; mRNA 3'-UTR binding. The record is from RefSeq and is a predicted model, not a curated record. NCBI's taxonomy places the organism in Eukaryota, Metazoa, Chordata, Actinopteri, Pleuronectiformes, Soleidae. Gene Ontology annotation, cellular component: cytoplasm; synapse; neuron projection. The coding region runs from base 181 to 2424 and encodes 747 amino acids. The transcript has 12 exons.